Messenger RNA from Aspergillus welwitschiae, 1845 nucleotides. RefSeq names its product LOG family protein. The transcript has 3 exons. Lineage: Eukaryota; Fungi; Ascomycota; Eurotiomycetes; Eurotiales; Aspergillaceae. The record is from RefSeq and is a predicted model, not a curated record. Gene Ontology annotation, molecular function: hydrolase activity, hydrolyzing N-glycosyl compounds. Gene Ontology annotation, cellular component: cytosol. Gene Ontology annotation, biological process: cytokinin biosynthetic process. Bases 1 to 1845 code for a protein of 614 amino acids.
AUGGAUAAUAAACCGGUCCCCGACAAGCUCUCGGGACUCUACAAUACACUCCUUUCUCGCCGUGCUUCCAACGAGCAUAAGGACUGGGAGCUCACCAUCACAGCUUUGAAGCUUCUCGCCGUUACCCACAGACCUUUUAGCAUCCUGGAGUUGUCCUGGGCCGUCACCCUGCAUACAGCCCGCCAUGUUACCACCGUUGACGACCUUUCCAAGCUAGUGGACCACCAAAAGCUUAUGAGCCUGAUUCAACCCUUCAUCGCAUGCGUUGAGCCUAGCAACUUGAGAAGGUAUCAAGUUCAGCUCAUAUAUCAGUCAAUGAAAGAGUUGAUUCUGAGGCGUUGGGAGCCCAAUGCCACGUAUUCAGGAAGUCCAGCUUCCGAGAGAGACGAUGGCCAGCGCUUUGGUGGUCCAGAGGCAUUGAUAUUGGAUAUAUGUAUCCGUUAUCUCCUUUUGACUGAAAUUGACGACCAAUACCUGUUCUCUGAAGAGCAGAUUGCAAUAUCGGAGCUUCCACAAGAGUCUGACUUGUUCAAUGAUGAGAAGGAGCCGGUCAAGUACGACUCUCAUUGCUCGUGGGAAGCUUGGGAAGAAGAUAUGAUUCAGUUCAAUCCGGCUGAGCUCGGACUGGGCGAGUUCUUUGUCUACGCAUCAUGCUACUGGCUGAAAUAUUAUACUCUCGUCACGGCUGAGGCCCUUCCCAACCUAGCGAGCAUAGAAAAGUUGUGCCGAGCCAAUUCGAUCCGAAUUCGCAAUUGGACUCAACAAAACCGCCGUCCGGGCUGUGCAAUGCCACCCAGAUUUCCAUUCGACAGCCAGCUGUAUGAUCCCCUCAGUAUCACCUGCCUUUAUGGCUCUGUGGAUAUGCUGCAUGCUAUGCUGAGAGGUUCGGAUUUUGACAAUAACAAUUUCCUUAACAUGACGGCUAUAAACGCGGCAGACCAAAUUCUGCAAUGGGGAGACAUGUCCAGGCUCGGCACACUUUUUCUGGAUCCGAGACUUGGUCAUCAGCUACGAAACCUGGACUUUUUCCGACUGAUUAUCCGCAGGUGGCGUGAAUCAAGUGUAUCUCGACCUGACUGGGAUGAUGCUUUUGCAUUGAUUGACCUCGCGACGGAUCAAAUGGUUCAGCAGCAGUGGGGGCUCGAGCUCUUCGACCGGGACGAAGAGCAGCCCGUCAUAUGCGUUUUUUGUGGCGCGCAGCCCGGCGAUUCUCCCGAGUACCUGGCGGCCGCUCGAGCACUUGCACAUGAACUACACGCCGCAAACGCGAAACUAGUCUACGGAGGUGGAACGAAAGGAUUGAUGGGCGAGGUCGCGAAGACUCUAGUAUCACUCUCUGGCCCAUCUGCCGUGCAUGGCUUCAUACCCCGGGCAUUGGUAGCAUACUAUCCCGAUGCGGACGUCGGCAAGUCCCAGAAUGACGGGAAACAACCAGAGCGAAUCCAAGCUCCAGGGUCUUCGCUGGCUGAGGGCGAAUACGGGAGGAUCACCAUCGUGGACAGCAUGCAUGAGCGAAAACAGAAAAUGGCCGAGCAAGUUCUCGCCGGUGGCCCUGGGUCAGGAUUUGUAGCCCUUCCGGGCGGUUAUGGGACCCUGGAGGAAGUGGCAGAGGUUAUAACGUGGAACCAACUGGGGAUUCAUGAUAGAGGAAUUGUGUUGUUGAACGUUAAUGGGUUUUGGGAUGGUCUUGUCGCGUGGAUUGCUAAGGCUGCUCAACGGGGAUUUAUUGGGCCGGCGAAUAAAGAUAUUAUGGUGGAAUGUAAGGAGGUGGGCGAGGUUAUUGGGGCGCUUAAAGCCUAUAACCCAAGCGGCGGGAGGCUGAACCUCUCUUGGGGCUGCAAGUGA